Messenger RNA from Syngnathoides biaculeatus (alligator pipefish), 902 nucleotides. RefSeq names its product polymerase (DNA directed), epsilon 3 (p17 subunit) (gene pole3). The coding region runs from base 268 to 714 and encodes 148 amino acids. NCBI's taxonomy places the organism in Eukaryota, Metazoa, Chordata, Actinopteri, Syngnathiformes, Syngnathidae. Gene Ontology annotation, molecular function: chromatin DNA binding; protein heterodimerization activity. The record is from RefSeq and is a predicted model, not a curated record. Gene Ontology annotation, biological process: leading strand elongation; DNA damage response; heterochromatin formation. The transcript is spliced from 4 exons. Gene Ontology annotation, cellular component: CHRAC; epsilon DNA polymerase complex.
GUAUGCGCUCGGGGUCAGGGUUGAAAGUUCACGGGAAUGUUCGCGGGAAACGUCGCAAAAUUAAUCGGUUUGAAACAAGUGGAAUCGGUUUUCCCAACGUGAUUCUCCAAACAAACAGUCACUGAAUUGACCUCUUAAGUGUGAAAAAUACCACGGUACAAGUAUCCGUGCUAAUAACUUUUAAGCUAGCUGAGCUUCUUCUGAUAGCAAGUCAGUUUGCUGGCGUGGUUAUCGCCGCACGGACUCCUAAACGAAUACUGCGAAGAAAUGGCAGAGAGGCCAGAAGAUCUCAACCUUCCAAACGCGGUUAUCAGUCGCAUUAUCAAGGAGGCGCUCCCAGAUGGGGUGAAUGUUUCAAAAGAAGCACGGAGAGCAAUAUCCCAAGCUGCCAGUGUAUUUGUAUUGUAUGCAACAUCUUGUGCAAACAACUUUGCCAUGAAAGCCAGGCGAAAAACUCUGAAUGCAGGUGACGUCUUAGCUGCAAUGGAGGAGAUGGAGUUUGAGCGAUUCAUGGAACCUCUCAGAGAAGCUCUGGAAAUGUAUAAGAAGGGCCAAAAGGGAAAGAAGGUGGUGUCUGAACAGAAGCGCAAAGAUAAAGAAAAGAAGACUGGAUCUGAAAAUGAUAAGAGCAGGGAAGAGGAAGAGGAGGAUGAGUGCAUAGAGGAAGACCCUGGAGCAGAGAACGAGGUGGAGGAGGAGGAGGUGGAAAACUGAGGACAAUUCCCAUUGUCGGAAAGGAUGAAAUGCAAUGGGUCAGCCCCUGUGAGGUCAUCUCAAAGACCCCAGUAGAAACUGAAUUUAUUGAAUGGAUUGUUACCUUUUUGUCCGUUUGCUUCAAACAUGCAAAUGCUAAAAAAAAAAAAAAAAAAGCACAAGAUUUCAUCCAAAUCUUCUUUCCUAUG